Molecule: messenger RNA, 2779 nt
Organism: Oryzias melastigma (Indian medaka)
Lineage: Eukaryota; Metazoa; Chordata; Actinopteri; Beloniformes; Adrianichthyidae
Product: E3 ubiquitin/ISG15 ligase TRIM25
Exons: 1
Coding region: 44-1678 (544 amino acids)
Molecular function (GO): zinc ion binding; protein binding
Source: RefSeq, a predicted model, not a curated record
UUAUCUAGAAACAGAAAGUAAACAUUUCCUGUAAGAAGAGAGAAUGGCGCAGCAAGUUUAUCUCAAAGAGAAGCUGAUCUGUUCGAUCUGUUUGGAUCUGCAGAAGGAUCCGGUCACUAUUCCUUGUGGACACAGUUACUGUCUGGAAUGUAUUCAGAACUUCUGGGGAGAGGAACAAAAAGCUCUCAGCUGUCCUCAGUGCAGACAAAGCUUCACUUCAAGGCCUGUCCUGGUAAGAAACACUAUUUUAGCAGAGUUGGUGGAGGACGCAAGAAAAGCAGAGCUUCAACCGUCUUCAUCUGAGCGUUCUCCAACUGGACCAGAACAUGUCGACUGUGAUUUCUGUGAAGGAAAGAAGCUGAAAGCUGCCAUGUCUUGUCUGACCUGUUUGGCUUCUUACUGUGAGCAGCACCUCCAGCCCCAUUUUAGGGUUGCUGUGUUAAAGAAGCACAAGCUGGUCAAAGCCACUCUAAAGCUUCAGGAGAACAUCUGUCCUCGUCAUGAUAAAGUGAUUGAGAUCUUCUGCCGCACUGAUCAGAAGUGUAUUUGUAUUCUCUGCUCCAUGGAUGAACACAAAGGUCAUGACAUGGUGUCUGCUGCAGCAGAAAGGGCUGAAAGACAGACAAAGCUGGGACUGGAUCGACAAAAAGUCCAAGAGAGAAUCCUCAAGUUAGAAGAAGAUUUAGAAGAGCUUCAGCAGACGGUGGAGACCAUCAAUCUGUCUGCUGAGAAAAGCAUCAAAGAAAGUCAGAACGUCUUCAAAGGUUUGAUCCGUCUCUUGGAGCAAAAAUGCUCAGAAGUGGAGCAGAAGGUCAAAUCCUAUCAGAUGGAGGAAGUGGGGAAAGUGGAAGAACUCCAGGAGAAGAUGCAGCAGGAGAUCACCAAACUGAGGAAAACAGAGGCUGAGCUGGACCAGCUCUCAUCUACAGAAGAUCAUCUCCAUUUUCUCAACAACUACUCCUCCCUGUCAGAUCUGAGUGUCUGUACAGACUUAGCCAGCUUUCAACAAGCUCAGCACUGCUUUGAUGAUGCUCUCAAAGCUGUGUCUGAGGCCACAGAGAAGCUGGAGGAGACUCUCAGAGAUCAGACCACAAAGAUUUCACACACACUGGAUGUUAUUCUGUUUGAAGACUUCAGAUCCAGAGAGGACUUCAUGAAGUACUAUCAUCAGAUCACACUGGAUCCAAACACAGCAAACACACAUCUAUCUCUGAGUGAACAGAACAGAACAGCAACAAGCACCAGUGUAGAGCAGAAAUAUUCAAAUCAUCCAGACAGGUUUGUUCAAUGGUAUCAGGUUCUGAGUGCAGAAGGUCUGACUGGACGUAGUUACUGGGAGGUGGAGUGGAGCGGGGGGGGUUUUAUGGCAGUUGCAUACAAAGAUAUCAGUCGUACAGGAACCGUUGAUGAAUGUUUGUUUGGAUUUAAUGAUAAAUCCUGGGCAUUGAGGUGUUUACCCACUGGAUAUACAUUUUACCACAACAAGAUCAGUGUUUCUAUUUCAGAUCCUCAAUCCUCCAGAGUUGGAGUUUAUUUAAAUCACAGAGCAGGAACUUUGUCUUUCUACAGCGUUUCUGACUCCAUGACUCUCAUACACAAAGUCCAGACCACAUUCACUCAGCCUCUGUAUGCUGGAUUACAUGUUUGGCCUGGAGGAAUGAUCAGGUUGUUGGAUUGAAGUAAAAAUCAGUCACUGAUCUGUGAGUCUCGAUGAUGAAAUAUAUCAGCAGUGUAGAAAACCAAAAAUCAGGAAAAUACUGUUUAUGUAACAUCUAAUAAUGUGUUAAAACUGUUUUUUGUUUAUAAAUCAAAAUAACACACCAAACACAGGAUUCAUUGUGUAAUUAAAAUGCAAAACAAUAUAAAAAUGUGGUUUUGUAAUAAAUCAAGACAAAAACAAAACAUAAAAAAAUUCUAUCAAAAAUCAAAUAAGAAUAAAACAUUUCUUAACAACACACCUGAACACGAGUACAUGAGCUUCAAGAAGACGUCCUCAAAGCUUCAUGAAAUCUUCAACUAAACAUAGUUUUCUGAUUAUCUUUGUUUCAAAAACAAUUUUAAAGUUGUUAGUUUUGCUGCUUAGUUGUAAUGUCAUAAAGUAUUUUUUUGCUGUAAAUAACAUGUAUUGAAUAUAAAAUGUUUUGAUUUAUGAAUAUUGUAAUCUCCAUCUCUCUUGUGUUUUAGUUUUUCCAGUUAAUAACAGUGAGUCAAAAAUCAAAAGUGAGUAACUGUUAGAUCAGGGAUGAGAUGCAGAUGAAUAUUUACUGAUUUUAUGAUCAAAUUAUGUUUAAUCUUUUGUCUCACAUUAAAAAUAUAUACAUUUGUAUUAAAAGUUAAGCAUUAAUCUGUUUAAGGUGUUAAAAUCUGCAUGGAUGUCUGUUUAUAAAACUCAUUUUAAGAAGACUUUUUUGGUGGGUUCAAAAUUCUUAUAUUAAAAUAAAUAUCAAGGGAAAAACAGAUUGUUGAUUAUGAUAUGAUUGUUUUCUAGGAAACUAAAAACUAUAAAAGAAAAUGCAAAGUCUCUUUGACUCUUCAUCAUUCAGACUAUAUUAUUGAUUUCCAGUAACAUUAUAUUUGUCAUGAUUUUAAUCUUUUGUUUCCACACUGCAACAUUUAAUGUGCAAUAGUUGAGUCUGAAGGUAAAAUAAAACUCAAUAAGCUCACAUAAUGUCUGAAUCAGGAAACUGACUCUGAAAACGUCUCAUCAGAGCAAAUGACCUGUUAGUUUCUCAUGUACACAGAAACCAGUAAUACUGAUACUUUAGGGGCUCCAUAGAUA